This is a messenger RNA of Austrofundulus limnaeus, 2200 nucleotides long. Its product is annotated as calcitonin gene-related peptide type 1 receptor. The transcript is spliced from 13 exons. Gene Ontology annotation, cellular component: plasma membrane. Gene Ontology annotation, molecular function: adrenomedullin receptor activity; calcitonin receptor activity; calcitonin gene-related peptide receptor activity. The coding region runs from base 128 to 1489 and encodes 453 amino acids. Gene Ontology annotation, biological process: adenylate cyclase-activating G protein-coupled receptor signaling pathway; angiogenesis; cell surface receptor signaling pathway. The record is from RefSeq and is a predicted model, not a curated record. NCBI's taxonomy places the organism in Eukaryota, Metazoa, Chordata, Actinopteri, Cyprinodontiformes, Rivulidae.
CACACGCUCUGAGGAAACCAUCCAGUCUCCUGGUUUAACUUUCCCGGCUGACACAAACCCUCAAACUGAAGGAUUACUCGUUGCUCUGGUUGUUCUUUUCAGCUUCUUCAAAAGAAAAUACAAGAAGAUGGAUGUGAGCAGCUUCUUGUCAUUCCUGGCUCUCUGCUUCCUCAAUAAGCUGUUGCUGGUGGCAUCAUCUGAAAUUGCAAAUAUGGCUCAUAUAAGUGAGGAGCAGCGGAGCAAGAUUGCCAAGGCCCAAUUCCAAUGUUUCCAGAAGAUUACGAAAGAAUCUCAUCGCAAAACAAAAACCUCUGAGUUGGUGUGCAAUACAACAUGGGAUGGUUGGCUCUGCUGGGAUGAAGCUGAAGCUGGGGAGAAAGAACAGAACUGUCCGGGCUACUUUAGAAAUUUUGACACUCAAGCAAUGGCAUCCAAGAUCUGCACUGACACCGGUGAGUGGGGACGGCACCCGGAAAGCAACAGAACAUGGACAGAUUACCUGAGCUGUCCAUCAAAUGUUACAUCACAUGGCACGCAGGCAGCGAUGACUCACCUGUACUUGAUUAUGAUUGGUCAUGGACUGUCCCUCAUAUCUCUCAUCAUCUCAUUAGGAAUAUUUUUCUAUUUUAAGACGUUGAGCUGCCAGAGGAUAACUCUUCACAAAAACCUUUUCCUUUCAUUUGUGCUGAACUCAGUCAUCACUAUUGUGUGGUUCUCUGUAAAGAAGGAAGAUUCUGACACCUGUAAACUUCUGGCAUUCAUUCAAAUGUACAUAAUGAGCUGUAACUACUUCUGGAUGCUCUGUGAGGGCAUCUACCUGCACACUCUGAUUGUUGUGGCAGUGUUUGCAGAAAAACAGCAUCUUAUAUGGUAUUAUCUGCUCGGCUGGGGUUUUCCACUCGUGCCAGCGAUAAUCUAUUCAAUUGCACGUCAUUGCUACUACAAUGACAAAUGUUGGGUCAGUCCGGCUACCUCCUUACUGUAUAUUAUUCAUGCUCCAAUUUGUGCUGCACUGGUGGUGAACUUCUUCUUCCUACUGAAUAUUGUUCGAGUUCUCAUCACCAAGCUGCGAGUGACACACCAGGCCGAGUCCAGCCUCUACAUGAGGGCAGUGAGGGCGACCCUCAUCCUCAUCCCUCUGCUUGGUAUCCAGUACGUCUUGCUUGCGUACAAACCCCAGGAUCACUGGUUCUCUGAGAUAUAUCUGUAUAUCAUGAACAUCCUCAUGCAUUACCAGGGUCUUUUGGUUUCUACAAUAUUCUGCUUCUUCAAUGGGGAGGUUCAGACUGUUUUAAGGAGACAGUGGACUCUACAGCGGUUGCAGUUUGCUGGCACUUUUGCCAACCCCGAGUUCUUCCGGUCCUCUGCGUCUUACGUGGCAUCCUCACUGACCGAGGUCCACCGCUGCUACAGCAUCGAAAGCCACACGGAGCAUCUGAACGGAAAAAGCUACUCAGACAUAUUCAGGUCGGACAGCCCUUUCGUGUAAAGGCCGUGUUCAGCUCUUACUGUUUUUACUUCUCUCACCAAAUAUCAUUGUUUUCUUGAAGCUAUGGAACUGCUUCUGAGAACUUGAAACAAACUUUUUCCUUUCCAACUCCAAGAAAAAAAACAUUAAGAUGCAGAUAUUUUUGAAGAGUUGGUAAAUGGACAACAAAACUUGUGUUGUUGGACAUGAAGAAAACACCAUGAGUUUUAAAAAGACUUCAACACAAGGAUUUUGCUUUUAUUGCAUCAUGUGGACACAACUUCAAAUGAGUUUCUGUUGGGACUGAGGUUAAUAGUAUUUCUUGAUUGUUUUAUUUUAGCUAAAUUGAAAGGUUUCAGUGAAUUGCUGUUGGUACAAUGCUUUUAAAGACCAAACAUAAGCAAGUACAAUACAGCUGAACAGUCCACCUUGCAUGUUUCAGGAAAAAAAAUUGGACAAAGGACCAAAUGUCUGUCAAAUAAACGUUAUUCAUGGCUACAAACUCCAAAUGAUAGCAUCAUAAUAUUCUGAAGGAAUAAAAAAAACAGGAAGAGAGUCUGACAGAUAUUACCUACUUUAGCUGUCAAGUUGUGUCUUUUUAAUGACUAGCAGCACCAGAUUGUAAAUCCUCCAUACACAUCAAUUAUACAGGACACUGUAAAUCCUAGGAGGAGUUUUGUUUAAGGUUAGAAGCCUAAUUUUGUUUGUUUGUAUUUUAAAAGUAUUUCACUA